ACCCUCUUGAUGACCUUUUCUUCUAGGAAAUCGGCUAAUUGGAUUGAUUUUCUUUUCUUUAACCCAUUAAUUAUUGUUGGUGAUGCACAAUUGAAUGUAAUUAACACGUUUCUCCACUUGCAUGAAUUUUGUCAAUAUUGAACUAUUAUCUCUUCAAUGAACACAGAUUGCUAUAGUUCUGGUAACUACCGUCACGCAUAGUCCUCUUUUCCUCAUAUCUAUUCCUUGGGAACCUUUCCUGCAUGCCUUAGAAUUUGAUCACCUACACUUAGAUAAUAUGGCAGAAUGGUUCACUCAGAUAAACAUGAAUCCCCUGCCUUUUUCUGACUUAUAAAUCAGGUGCUAAAAUCUGGCUUUAAGUUAUAUUAUUCAGUUUAUUGUCUGCUUAGUCCAACUUAUCUAUUUGACUUAUGCAACAACCUACUUCAGAUUUUAGAUUUGUCAUUGGUCUACUGGGUAGAUAAAGAAGUAAAGUUUAAUGUCUGCUCCCUAAAGGUAACUUCACCUGACAUAGUGUGCUAAGUAGUCAGUGGGAGCGGAACCUACUAAAAGACAAACAGACUUUCAACACUUGCCCCUCUUAGUUUCACUGCAUUUUUUCUUUUUCUUGUGGCCUCUGCAGCUACACUCCUUAAAGUAUGCAGCCCAUGUUAGGUAUUAUUUUAUCCUUCUAUGUUAACAUGUCCUCCAAUCCAAGUCACUAUCCUUAAUUUUGCCAACCAAUCUUUCUUGAUUCACUGUCAGUCAUUACAUCUCCUCACUUAAGUUGUUGCCUUUUAUUAAGUUUUUUCUUUCUAUAAAAUAUUUAUGUAAUUUUUUUUGUUUAAUUUUCUUACUAAAAUAUUAUUACAAUAUGCUCACUUUCAAAAGUUUCCUUUUGUUAGUGGUUAGCAGGAUUGAUGAAUGAAUUUAGGGUAUAAUAUAAAUGGUUUGUGUUUGAUAUAGAACUUUUUUUUUCUGUUAAUUUCAUAAAGGAGUUUUGUAGGAAUGCAAUUGCAUUUAAUUUCAUUGGCUAUUAAAACGGGACCUAAUAAUGUUGUCAAUUUUGGGGCUCAUGAUCCAUGAGCAACCUUGUUCAGAACCUGGUUUGAAAGCAUUGGUGCCCCCACAGGCUCAGCUGAGGUGGUAACUAGAUGGUGGUCUACCACUUGAGGUCGCGGGGUUAGCAGGGAGUAAUUCCCUGCAUCCCAUAUAACUCACCCUGCAUCUACCUCCUCAGUUAUUGUAAUUUAUCUUCUUUGUGUUGGUCCUGGGGCAGGCUGGCGGGAGCACUGGGGGCGAGCAAAUUGCCUUUGCACUUGGUUUGAAAGCAUUGGUCCUCAUAAAAAAACUAUAUCAAGGUUUAUUCCUUAUAAAUUGAGAUAUUGCCCAACAUGAUAAUUGGUAAGAUUAUGUUGGUGCGGGAAGCAUUAGACGAUCGAACUUGGGUUUUGAUUAUGUCAAAGGGUCCAGCGAGAAUUUUGGAUACUGGAAAGACCAGAUGAGGCACCAACUGAAGACCCAAGUGGAGAUAUGGACCAUAAUCCAGAUCGGAUUUAUACUCCCACCGAAGAAGGAGCCCAUCGCCUGUGACAAGUGGGAUGCACAAACAAGAAGAAAAAUCGAGGCAAAUGCAAAAGCAACAUGUACUCUCCUAUGUGGACUAACAAAUUUAGAGCUUGAUCGAGUUGGAAAGUUCAACAAUGCUUAGGAACUUCGGGAGAAAUUGUUCAAGCUUCAUGAGAUUCCUUUAGAGCCAGAAGACCAAGUUAAACCUUAGUUCGAAUCUGAGUAUGAAUCUCCAGAGUCAACCUCUGAACUAGACUCAGAAGAAUCAGAUCAGACCGAUUUCAUAGCACUGAUGGCCAAAGAAGAGAUAGCUGAAUCUGAGUCCGAAGUCGAGAUGGCAACAAUCAAGGGGGAGAAUCCUAUCAUGGAUCCAAAAGGUAAAAUUGUAAAUUCAAAUUAUAAACUUCACAUAACUUUUUUUAAGUGUAGGGAGAGAGGGCACUAUAGAAACCAGUGCCCUACUCGUAAGAUUCGGCUGUCACAACCAGAGGAAAAGGAGAAAUCGAUCCGGAAAGGGAAGAAGCACAUCGAAUGCUCCAAGUGCAAACGAAUGAGUCACUGCAAAAGUCAAUGCUCAGAAAGAAGUCCCAAGAAUCUAGGGGGAGAAAUCAAGGUCUUGAGUCGCAAAUUGUAUGUACCAGCGAAAUUGUCAUCAGCUUCUAGGGAUGGUGAUCUUCCACUUAUUGUUGCAAUUGAUUUGCAGCCCAUGGCUCCUAUUGAGGGUGUAAUUCAAGUUCAGGGUGAUAUCACUAAUGCUCGAACAGCAGAAGUGGUAAUCAGACAUUUUGAUGGGUGCAAAGCCGACUUGGUUGUCUGUGAUGGUGCUCCAGAUGUUACUGGCCUUCAUGAUAUGGAUGAGUUUGUUCAGAGUCAACUUAUAUUGGCAGCACUAACAAUUGUUACUCAUGUACUUCAAGUAGGUGGAAAGUUUAUUGCAAAAAUAUUCCGGGGUAAAGAUACAAGCCUUCUGUAUUGCCAAUUGAAAUUAUUCUUUUCCCAGGUUACAUUUGCAAAGCCCAAAAGUAGUCGUAACUCAAGCAUAGAGGCAUUCGUUGUUUGUGAGAACUAUUCACCUCCUCCAGGUUUUAAUGAGAGAGACUUGUAUCACCUUCUGGAAAGAGUUGGUACUCCCUCUGGCGAUGAUGAUUUAGAUUGCCGAAGUGGGUGGUUAGAGGGACCGAACAAGGUUUACAUUCCUUUCUUAGCAUGUGGAGACCUCAAUGGCUAUGAUUCAGAUCGAUCAUACCCACUCCCAAGUUCUUCAGAGGGUGGCUCUUACAAGAGUUUGGAUCCUGUGCAGCCUCCCAUUGCUCCACCAUACAAAACAGCACUAGAACUGAAGAAAGUUUCGAGUCAUGGGAUUGUAGACAUUGAGAAGCUAUCUUUGAAUACUGAAUUGUAGAUAACUGAAUGAUCUAAGUAGAUUCGGUUUGUUGUACGAGAGUCUCUUCCUUGAGAGAUUUUGAAUGGAUGUUACAAUUGUACCCUCAAAUGAAACCCGAAUGACAGCUAAGUUAGCAGGGUCUAAAAUCAGUGUUUAGUACCACUGUAAUACAUGAGCUACGACAUGUUCUCCUGCACUAUAAUUUAUUGUUUUUUUUUUUUAUAAAAA
Molecule: messenger RNA, 3160 nt
Organism: Zingiber officinale
Lineage: Eukaryota; Viridiplantae; Streptophyta; Magnoliopsida; Zingiberales; Zingiberaceae
Product: putative tRNA (cytidine(32)/guanosine(34)-2'-O)-methyltransferase
Exons: 9
Coding region: 1841-2950 (369 amino acids)
Biological process (GO): tRNA methylation; cytoplasmic translation
Cellular component (GO): cytoplasm
Molecular function (GO): tRNA methyltransferase activity
Source: RefSeq, a predicted model, not a curated record